CCCCGGCGCCUCUCUGCUUUUAAUUAUGUUUCCAGCACAACUGGCAUAUCAGCAUUCUUGCUAUGAUAUUGUCUCGAUAUAUUUUCUGGGGAAUAUUUCCUGUAUUAUAAAUGCACGUGCUUUCUUUGAAUCACCUUGAACAAUAUGUGAGGGAGAACAUUGAUUGGGAAUUGGUAACUGAAGAACAUUGUGUAACUGACCAGUGAUAUUAUGUGCAGGAUAGUAAAAUAUAUACUCAACUUUGCAGUAAACAAAAGGUAUGAUGACCUAAACUGAAGUGAAACUUGGAAACGUUACUGACAGCUGUUUUGAGGUUAAACCUGACAACCGGUUGCAAUGGGCGGUGGGAGGUCAAUGGACUUCAGCAGGCCGGUGCACCCUCCCGCCGGCAUCUAUGGAUGCCGGAAGCAGUGCCUGUACGCCAUCGUGCUCUUCAUUCUCGUCGUCGUCAUCAUGAACCUCGCUCUCACUGUUUGGAUUCUCAGGGUUCUCAACUUUAACAUUUCCGGUUUGAACGUUGGUACGGUGACGUUGUCCAGUAGCGGCCUGACGGUAGGCGGACGAACGGAGGUGGUGAGGACUCUACACGCCAGCAAAAUUACCUCAGCUUCCGGCACGAAUAAAAGACUGAACAUAACAUCUAGAGGAGACAUUGUGUUAAAAUCAAGAACGGGUGAUACAGGGAAAUCUGUGAAAUUCCAUUUAGGCAGUGGACGGGUGAAGGUUCUCUGUGACGAGUUCGAAGUCCGUGACCUUGACAACCAGACGAGGUUCAAGGUCACCGACAAGGCUGUAACGUACGGUGUGGACGAGGUCACAUACAGCGGAAAAGCUGUAUUCAACGGUUCUAUAGAAACACCGAACAUACGAGGACCAAACAAAGGAUCCUUAAGGCUGGAAUCUGUGUCCAGUUCCAUCCAGGUGUCCGGGCGGCAAGGUGUACAAGUGGAGGCCCUUGUCGGCAAUGUGGAAAUAAACACCGGAAACGACCUGCUGCUGCGCGCUGACAGAAAGAUACUCAUGAACGCCACAAAUAUUCUGCUGCCAGGACUUUUCCCUAGCACGGGGAACAAAAGUGACGUCACUAGAGAUGACGUAUACCAGCUGUGUAUGUGUACUUCCGGUCAACUCUUCCUUGCGCCCCCUACCGGCCGUUGUCAAACAGAUAUGAUAGAUUGCUCCUAGCACUUUGAACGUUAUUUUUUCAAUAAAUGUUGUUUUCAUGUUGUCAAAUACAUAUCAGUUGAUGGUUUGUGUUACUGUAAUACUUGAAUGAUUUUAACAAACUGGUGUUCCAAUAAAGGUUAUCAUGGACGUGAUUUAUUCAACAUGCACUACUAUAGUCACUUUCGAUUGAAUAAGUUUUACAAAACAUACCAUUUUUAUGACAUUUAUUUGAACAAACGAUUGAACAUACUAGAGCCAUGUAAAAAAACUUCAGUACCUAUGUAAACUUUUGAUUGCUUCACUGAGAGUCUGUGCCAGGAAAACAGAGUAGAGAGAGGUACGUGUGAAACAACUACCCAUAAUCGUUCAGUAGGCAAGAAAGACGCCUGGCACAGCUACACCCACACAUGAAAUAUGUACCCUAUAUAUGG
Messenger RNA from Mya arenaria, 1598 nucleotides. RefSeq names its product zeta-sarcoglycan-like. The record is from RefSeq and is a predicted model, not a curated record. Gene Ontology annotation, biological process: cardiac muscle tissue development; heart contraction. The coding region runs from base 337 to 1185 and encodes 282 amino acids. The transcript is spliced from 8 exons. Gene Ontology annotation, cellular component: sarcolemma; sarcoglycan complex. NCBI's taxonomy places the organism in Eukaryota, Metazoa, Mollusca, Bivalvia, Myida, Myidae.